AUGGUUCCUCUGGAUGUCGCAGGCAGCAGAAGCUGUGUCUUGUUGGGAGAUCACCUCCAGCUACCGCCAACCGUCUUUCAUCCUGAAGCAGACGACCUCCAGAUAAACCGCUCAAUGUUCGAGCGGCUUUGUGUGCUUGGUCAUCAACCAGACUUGCUGGAGGAGCAAUACCGCAUGGCACCAGCCAUUUCUGCAUUUCCACGCAAGCAUUUCUAUGGAGGACGCCUGUUGGAUGCGCCAUCAGUGUCUGAACGCCGCCAGACCAAGCUUGUGCCAUCCUUCCUUCUCCUGGACCUGAAGUCGCAUGCGGUGCAGACAGCAUCUGGCUCUUGGCAAAACCAGGAGGAGGCAAAGUUCUGCGCCCGGCUUGCAGCUGAACUGCAAUCCACUUCAUUGUCAGCCAGCAAUGACGUUCUGGCCCGUGACAUUGGCAUCAUUACGCCCUACAAAGCGCAACAGUUUCUGAUUGAGUCCGCUCUGAACCGGCGCAAGCUGCAGUUUCCUGUAAGAGUUGCGACCGUCGACUCGUACCAAGGCCAGGAGUUCGAAGCUGUGAUCUGCUCCACCGUGCGUGCAUCCCACAACUCGCGCUCUGGAAUUGGUUUCGUAGCUGAUGAGCGACGCUUGAACGUCGCUUUGACUCGCGCUCGCGAGUGCCUUCUGGUGGUGUGCCACGCGCAGACUGUGGCGCAGUCGAAGACGCUCGCUGCACUUCUGGAACACGCGCAGCAACAGCGCGCCUUCAGGACCCGUCCCUUCUGUAGGUGCCUGUGGUGGUGCAUGCCGGCCAACAAGCCCAUAUUUGCUUCCACAUAUAUGACUGCUUUUGAUUGUGCUGACGGGUAA
Molecule: messenger RNA, 846 nt
Organism: Symbiodinium pilosum
Lineage: Eukaryota; Dinophyceae; Suessiales; Symbiodiniaceae
Source: the annotation of a GenBank genome assembly